This is a messenger RNA of Drosophila melanogaster (fruit fly), 337 nucleotides long. RefSeq names its product Acyl-CoA binding protein 5 (gene Acbp5). The coding region runs from base 32 to 280 and encodes 82 amino acids. Lineage: Eukaryota; Metazoa; Arthropoda; Insecta; Diptera; Drosophilidae. Gene Ontology annotation, molecular function: fatty-acyl-CoA binding. The record is from RefSeq and is marked reviewed. The transcript is spliced from 2 exons.
AGUCACAUUUGUCAAGCAUAACUCAAGCAAUAUGGCCGAUUUCAACGCUAUCCUCGAGAAGACCAAGGCCUUCAGCAAGAAGCCCCCAACGGAGGUGUACCUGGAGUUCUAUGGCCUGUACAAGCAGUUCCAGGAGGGCGACAUUAACAUCGAGAAGCCCGCUGAUGCCGAGGGUGCCGCUAAGUACGAUGCCUGGCUGAGCCGCAAGGGACUGUCCGUCGAUGACGCCAAGGCCGCCUACGUCGCCCUGUACGAGAAGUACAACCCCAUCUACGGAUAAGCUACAGUUUAUGGCCCACUCUGAUACCAACCAAUAAAUCUUGACCAUCUGUGAACU